This is a messenger RNA of Drosophila gunungcola (fruit fly), 1614 nucleotides long. RefSeq names its product selenocysteine-specific elongation factor (gene eEFSec). The record is from RefSeq and is a predicted model, not a curated record. Lineage: Eukaryota; Metazoa; Arthropoda; Insecta; Diptera; Drosophilidae. Gene Ontology annotation, molecular function: GTPase activity; GTP binding; translation elongation factor activity. Gene Ontology annotation, biological process: selenocysteine incorporation.
UGGUUUGUUUUGUUUUGGUAGGACUUUACAGUUUAUUUGAAUGAUUUUUGCUGCCCAAAAAUGCCCAUAAACUUUAAUAUUGGCCUGCUUGGACAUGUGGAUAGCGGAAAGACCACUUUGGCCAAGGCUUUGAGUUCGAUUUCCAGCACGGCAGCCUUCGACAAAAAUCCCCAGUCACAAGAGCGCGGAAUCACAUUGGACUUAGGCUUCAGUGGACUUUUGGUAUAUGAUUCUACGAGUUUUCCUGAUGGCGAGCAACUUCAGUUCACCUUUGUGGACUGUCCCGGCCAUGCAAGUCUCAUACGCACUAUCAUAGGAGGAGCCCAGAUCAUUGAUCUCAUGCUGCUCGUGGUAGACGUCCAAAAAGGAAUCCAAACACAGACGGCAGAGUGCCUGAUUAUCGGCGAGUUGUUGCAGAAAAAGUUGAUUGUGGUAAUCAAUAAAGUAGAUGCUUAUCCAGCGGAUCAAAGGGAGUCAAAGCUGGAGAAGCUCCGCUUCCGUCUUUCCAAGACUUUGGCAGACACCAGGUUUGGUGGCAAGGUGCCUAUCUAUGCAGUGUCUGCUCUAGAAGGAACCGGCAUCUCGGAGUUACGAAACGGACUGAAAGAGGCCUUUUUCCAGCCGGAAAGAAACGUUACUGAUCCAUUGCUGAUGUACGUCGAUCACUGUUUUGGAAUAAAAGGUCAGGGUACCGUCUGCACGGGCACCAUCCUCCAGGGAAAAGUUCAGGUGAACGAUGUGAUAGAGCUGCCAGCCCUUGGCGAGCAAAGAAAAGUGAAGUCAAUGCAAAUGUUCCGCCAGAACGUGAGCAGCGCCUCAAUGGGAGAUCGAAUUGGGCUCUGUAUGACCCAGUUCAAUGCCAAGCUGAUGGAACGCGGUGUAAUUGCCCAGCCAGGAUACCUGAAACCCAUAUACGUCGUGUGCCUGCAGCUGAAACCGAUACGCUACUACAAACAGGCCAUCAAAUCCAAGAGCAAACUACACAUCUCAGUGGGACAUGACACUGUAAUGGCAAUGGUGACUUUGUUUAGGGAUGAGAACAACCUAUCACCCAAGUUUCAACUAGACAAAGAGUACGAGUAUGUAAAGGAAGUUCAGCCUGCUGAGAUGCAAUCCACUGAAGUGAUCUUCGUCCUGCUACAGUUUGAAACCCCUGUACUAAUGCCUCCAAAUUCAACACUGAUUGCCUCCAAACUGGACAUGGAUGUCCAUAGUAGUAGCUGCCGGUUGGCCUUUUGGGGGCGCAUCGCGUGGCUGACGCAGAACUCCAACUUCAUCCAAGAGGAGCUGCCAAAACUAAACAUCUUCAAGCGGAAACAGAAAGUCGGAAGUAUUCAGCGAGUGGUGAAUGCCAACGAAGUGAUUGUUCAAAAUCUUUUCAAGAAAGAGGCCAAACGUGAGCUGUACGUGGGCAAGUUGGUGGAACUGUCGACCGGGCAAAAAGGUCGCAUUGAUCGUAAAUUUGGACAGACCUCAAAAGUGGCAAUUACUUUACAGAAUGCCCUGUCGCCCGAAACAAUAACCAACGUCAAAAAUGUACAGGUUUUACUUAACUGUAAGAAGUAUGUAUUCAAUAAACAGGCGGGUCUGUUUCAAUAACUGGAGUGGUACUUU